CAGAGUCCUGACUUUUGGGGCGGCCGCCCGAGAGGAGGGAGGGGGAGUAGGCGCCCGGCACACAGAGCUGCAUUAACCUCCCUGGCGAGCCGCGGCUUGCCGACCACUGAGCUACGGCAACCCUAUUGCCUGUCACCUGGUGGGCAGUGUGCUCCGGAGCCGCAGCAAAGGUGAAAAAGAGCCGCAUGCAGCUCUGGAGCCGCGGGUUGCCGACACCCGUACUACACGAUCAGUACCAUUUUGCCCCUUGGCUCGUUUCUUGCGAGCCUCAUAAGGUGGAGCCAUUUGGGAAGGUGCUACCAGGGUUU
Staurois parvus is the source of this 308-nucleotide messenger RNA. The record is from the annotation of a GenBank genome assembly. NCBI's taxonomy places the organism in Eukaryota, Metazoa, Chordata, Amphibia, Anura, Ranidae.